This is a messenger RNA of Corticium candelabrum, 2678 nucleotides long. RefSeq names its product myeloperoxidase-like. Gene Ontology annotation, biological process: response to oxidative stress. Lineage: Eukaryota; Metazoa; Porifera; Homoscleromorpha; Homosclerophorida; Plakinidae. The record is from RefSeq and is a predicted model, not a curated record. Bases 50 to 2602 code for a protein of 850 amino acids. The transcript is spliced from 6 exons. Gene Ontology annotation, molecular function: heme binding; peroxidase activity.
CGCAUGCGUUAUUCUACUCUCCAGUGUCUGUUGUGUUGUCGCUGUCAGCAUGCGUCUGCAGCUCAUUGCACACCUCCUAUUGCUCUGCGCGCUGCAGCAUGCGAGUUGCAGACUGACAGACGAGCAAUGGAGCAAGGCGGUGCGGAGAGCGAGAGAGAAGAUCGAGAGACGCCAGCGCGUCGUGACGGGAUUCGCUGGCAACGACGUGCAUGUCGAGAGUCCCCUCGGACCUGCCGUGGCAACACAUUCUGCACUGAAAACUGCAACUCCUGAGGCAGAGAUGAAAUCAGACGGAGCUCUACUGGCAACGAGAAGUUUGUUUGAACUUCAGAGUUUGACCAAUCACACUGGCAGUUUGGAGGAGUUGCAGGCGGACGUUAUUCAAGAAUUACCAAAUCGAUUGGAAACUCUGUGUGGUUCAUAUAGUGUCAAUUGCUCGGCUGUUGAUGAUCGUUUUAGAACGAUGAAUGGCAGUUGCAAUAAUCUGUUGCAUCCUUCCUGGGGAUCAGCCAACAACGCAUACAAGAGAUACCUCGCUGCCGUCUACGACGACGGCAUAUCCGCUCCACAAGGAACAAAGACCAGAAACCUCCCAUCCCCUCGAUACAUCAGCCUACAACUAUCACACGACGUCAGCCACGCCGCACACAACCACACGCUCAUGCUGAUGCAGUGGGGCCAAUUCCUCGAUCACGACAUCACGCACACUCCCGCACACGACGCAACCAAGUCGUGCGGCACGUCAUGCAGACAAACCACGUCGUGUUUUCCGAUCAAAAUUGCAGCUUCGGAUCCACUUUUUCGACUUCGAUGUCUCGCGUUUGGGAGAUCCACGGCUUCAUGUGAGGCGAACAGAGCGAUCACACGCUCACAGUUAAACAGCAUUACGUCAUAUAUUGAUGCAUCGAAUGUCUACGGCUCGUCAGAACGAGAACUGAUGGAGCUACGUGACGUCAACUCGAUUGGCUUGUUGAGAGUUUUGCCUCUUCGCUACACGACGUCGUCGAAGAGCUCCUUGCCUCAUCAGUCGUCAUCCGACCCACUUUCUUCACUCUGUCGUUGCCGUUGUGGGUCGCCACAGAGCGACUGUUUCAAAGCGGGUGACAUACGAGCGAACGAAGUCGUCUCUCUGACUGCGAUGCACACCAUCUGGCUACGAGAGCACAACCGAAUCGCCACCAAGUUGUCGAUGCUAAACAAGUGUUGGGAUGGCGAUCGAGUGUUUUACGAGACGCGGAAGAUAGUUGGAGCGAUGAUGCAACAGAUUACGUACAGCGAGUAUCUACCGGUCAUUCUGGGAAAAUUGGGAAUGAAAAGAUACGGAAUCAAAAUCCAUCGACUUCAUGCUCCUCGUUCGUUCUACGAUCGGGAUCUCAAUGGAGGAAUCGCGAACGUGUUUGCGACUGCCGCGUUCCGUUUCGGUCACUCACAGUUGAGGAACGAGUUCGCUCGACGAGGUCACGGAUACUACAACCUUCACCGACCGUUUCGUCUCAACGCCAGCUUCUUCUGUCCGCAUUCGAUGUACGACAUGUCGACUGGCGGCGUCGACUCGAUCCUUCGUGGACUCCUGAUGACGUCACCACAGAGUGUUGAUCUCCAUGUUGCAACAACCGUCACAUCUCACUUGUUCGCUGACCCUCCCGGCAGCCCGGGAUUCGAUCUCUUCGCUUUGAAUGUGCAACGAGGACGCGACCAUGGGAUCCCGUCGUACACACACUGGCGGCAUCACUGUGGACUCGAUGUCGCCACGAUGACGACAUUCGAUGCGUUACGCUCAGAUAUACCCAACGACACGAUCAACACACUGAAGUCUGUUUACCACUCGGUUGAACACAUUGACCUUUUUGUUGGCGGUUUAGCCGAGAAUCACGUCGACGAUGCAUCCGUUGGUCGUACGUUCCGAUGCAUUUUGGGACGUCAGUUUCGUGAGCUUCAACGAGGCGAUCGAUUCUGGUAUGAAACACAUGGCCAGUUCACUCCCCGUCAGCUGAAGGAAAUCAAGAAAGUCACGCUAGCGAAAGUCGUAUGCACAAACGGAGAUCUAAUUGACGAGAUACAGCCACACGCAUUCAUGAAAAUGGGAAACGAGAUGAACAAGGCGACGUCGUGUUCCGAACUUUCAGAUAUGAAUUUGAAGGCGUGGAAGAAGAAGGGAUGUCAGUUGAGACAGACGACGGAGUAUUUGGGUGUGAAUGAGUGCGUGCGUGGUAGCUGGGAGGUGUGGAGUGAGUGGAGCGAGUGUAGCAGGUCGUGUGGUAUUGGUGAGCGGAUGAGGAUGAGGAGAUGUAAUGACAGCUGUCUGAGAUGUGACGAUGGAUUUUAUCUCGAUUCCAAGUGUUGUGUUGGAGCGUGUGUGGCUAGUCAGGAAGUUGCAGCUUGUUGCUCCUCUUGGUCUCCAUGGAGCUCGUGCAGCAGGAAAUGUGCAGGUGGUACACGCACACGCCGUAGACACUGCAACCGAGAACGAUGCCCCAACAGACACACAAAGGACAAACAACCAUGCAACGUGAAAUCGUGUCCUGUUGCCAACUUUGACCUGUUCCGGUCGGGCAGACCCUUCAGUUUCAUAACAAGGGAGCAAACGCGAUCACACACGUAAUCACAAACGUCACAGCAAUGAGAAAACGUCGAUUUCUGCAUGUUUAUUAUUAUUUCAUCACUAUGGUUUUGUCAUC